Messenger RNA from Rodentolepis nana, 507 nucleotides. Lineage: Eukaryota; Metazoa; Platyhelminthes; Cestoda; Cyclophyllidea; Hymenolepididae. The record is from the annotation of a GenBank genome assembly.
AUGACUGCUGAAAGUGUUCUGCAUCUCUAUUUCGGCAAAACCGCCGAAGAUUUUCACGCAGCAUUCCGUGCACACUCAUCUUCUGGCUCGCAGACAUCUCAGAGAGCCUUUUCUUCUUCCCUUCUUGAACCAGUUUCCAGUUCCUCAGGCAGUAAACCAUCAGUUAAUGUGUUUCAUAGUCUCUCAAUUCGUUCCAAUUACUACUGCAAUCUCCCCCAUACCCAGUCUCAUUCCAACUACGUAGCAGACCCCAUCGCGGAGAUGUGCAAUCAGGCUGAACGCACAGUUGUUCAUGAUCUUGAAGUUUCAGCCGGUCGGGCUCGAUCAGUGGGUUCACCUCUUCCUCUAGAUGCUAUUACGGGCUUCGAAACGGGUUGUCAUCUCAAUGGAGAGUCAAAUGUGGUGCUUCUGAUUGGCUGGAAGACAGUGCACCCAAUUGCCUUGCCGUCGGUUAAUGAAAUGUUCAAUUGGGCUGAAGUGCUGGAGCAAAUGCUGAUUGGUAAGUGA